UUACCGACUUUAAAACUGCACACACUACUAAUAUUUACAUUCGUGUUCUCUAUGUAAGUGGUUCGAUUUGAAGUUUUUAUAAUAAGAGGGUUUUUCUUUGCGUAUCGUUUUUAUUCGUUAAGUACUAACAUCAAAUAAGUAGAUAAAAUGCCUCCAAACGUAAACGACCAUGACAGUACAUUACUCGACACAAAAAAGGAGGAGCUGCCGAAAUUAAUAGCUCCACAAGCCGACGACUGGAAGUUCAAGAUUUCAUACCCCACCGUUGUAGUAUUCAUCUACUUCCACCUCUCGGCGAUUUAUGGUCUUUACUUAUGCUUCACGUCAGCUCAUUGGGCUACUAUGAUUCAUGGCCUCAUAUUUUUGGAAGCCGGGUUGAUCGGGAUACUAGCCGGAGCCCACCGUUACUGGUCCCACAGAAGUUUCAAAGCCAAACUUCCACUGCAAAUCAUUCUCAUCAUUUUCCAAUCGAUAGGCGGGCAGUAUACCGCCUACAAUUGGGCUAAGGACCACCGUAACCACCAUAAACAUGCUGAUACAGACGCUGAUCCUCACAAUUCUACUAGGGGUCUAUUCUUCUCACAUAUAGGUUGGCUACUGGUGCAAAAGCAUCCGGAAUACAAAAGAAGAGCAGCCAGAAUAGACAUUUCAGAUUUGAAGAACGAUAAAUUGUUGACUUUUCAGUACAAACACGGGUUCGCCUUUAUAUUUACGCUCGCCUACUUCAUCCCCACCCUGCUCCCGAUGUUACUCUGGGGGGAGACCUUCGUGAACGCCUUCCACGUUAACAUCCUCCGCACCAUUCUGUCCCAAAAUUACACGUCUUUAGUCAACAGCUUCGCCCACGCCUACGGCAAACGGCCUUAUGACAAAAACGUCAGAGCUACGGAUAAUAUGCUAUGUCACACCUUAACCACUGGCGAAGGAUUUCAUAACUAUCAUCACGUGUUUCCUUGGGACUAUAGGUCUGCAGAACUUGGGACGAAGUUUAACACCCCAGCAGCAUUUAUCGACUUUUUCGCCUGGAUUGGCUGGGCGUACGACUUGAAGACGGCGGAAUAUAGCGUGGUUGCUAAAAGAGCUUUGCGGUGUGGUGAUGGCACUUUUAAGGAACGAGAACUGAAAAACGAAAACGAUUUUUAAUGUAUUUACAUUUUAUAUUUUAUGUUUAUUUAA
Molecule: messenger RNA, 1176 nt
Organism: Leguminivora glycinivorella
Lineage: Eukaryota; Metazoa; Arthropoda; Insecta; Lepidoptera; Tortricidae
Product: acyl-CoA Delta(11) desaturase-like
Exons: 4
Coding region: 148-1143 (331 amino acids)
Biological process (GO): unsaturated fatty acid biosynthetic process
Cellular component (GO): endoplasmic reticulum membrane
Molecular function (GO): iron ion binding; stearoyl-CoA 9-desaturase activity
Source: RefSeq, a predicted model, not a curated record